This is a messenger RNA of Theobroma umbraticum, 4631 nucleotides long. Its product is annotated as putative disease resistance protein At4g10780. The record is from RefSeq and is a predicted model, not a curated record. Gene Ontology annotation, molecular function: protein binding; ADP binding. Lineage: Eukaryota; Viridiplantae; Streptophyta; Magnoliopsida; Malvales; Malvaceae.
UUCUUUAUUUCAAAGCAGCUUUAGGGGAAGUGACCCAGAAACCGAUGUCAUGACUUGCAUUGACUUGUUGACUUGCAUCCACUUUAAUUCUUUUUACCUUCACAAGUUGAUUCUCUUCUCACGGAGAUCAUCUGCUUAUUGCUGCUAUAUUUCUUGAGUGUGCUUGCUUCUCAAAUUUAACAAAGACCUUCUAAAGAUAGAAGUAUCAAUUCACCGUCUCCCUGAACCAGAAAAUAGUUUGGGAGCAGAUCUGCUUGUUGCUGUUUUCUUCACAAAUUUUGAAAGAGAUCCUAGUUUCCCGCUCAGCUACCUCACUUGACCAGUUUGUUUCUUCUGCCUAAGAAGUUUGUGCUUAACAAAGAGCCAAGGAGGAUUGAGGAUCAUUUUAACUGACCUUUGGGUUUCAUCUUUCCAAAUGAUUUGAAGAACAAACCAGUGAGCUUGUAAUAUGGAUUGGGUAUUGUCAUUUGUUGAAGUGAUAAGGAGCUUUGGGGCUCCAUACAUAAAUCAUCAUCGGAAACUUGAAGAUUAUAUGAAUGAGCUUCGAGGAAAUGUAAAUAGUCUAAAUUCUCGAAAGCGAGACCUCGAAUUAAAAAUGGAAGCAGAGGAUCGUUGCGGGAAAAAGAUGAAGAAAGAAGUGGAGAACUGGGUUAAAGAUGUUGAAAAGGUAGGCAAUGAAGUGAAAAAUAUUGAAGAGAAGUUCCUUUCUGUUUCAUUCUGGUCACGUGGCCAUCUAGGAAGUCUUGUUUGCCAAAAUAUUGAAAAAGUAAACAAAAUUUACCAACAAGGUAGUUUCUCUGAUGGUGUGGCAGUUGAUGGGCCUCCACAAAUCGGGCUGCCAUUAUCAACAACAAAUCCAGAAGGUCAAAUCGAUGUAAGAACACGAAUUUGGGAGUAUUUGAUGGGUGAUGGUGUUCCAAUGAUCGGAGUGUGUGGAAUGGGUGGCAUAGGGAAAACUACUCUCAUGAAGCAUAUCAAUGAUCAAUUGUCAAAGGAAACAGAAAAGUUUGAUAUAGUGAUGUGGAUCACCGUAUCAAAAGAAUCGAAUAUUUUCAAAUUGCAAAAGGACAUUGCAGAAUUUUUGAAAUUACAAUCUCUUCCGGAUAAUGAAUUGCAACGAGCAGCAAGAUUAAAGAAUUAUUUGGAGGGAAGGAGAUAUGCAUUGAUCUUAGACGAUGUUUGGGAACAAUUUUCUCUAUUGGAUGUAGGAAUCCCUGAUCCAACAUUAAGUAUGGGGAGGAAAGUUGUACUCACUAGCAGAUUGGCCGAUGUUUGUAGAUGUAUGGAUUGUGUAGUGGUCGAAGUGCAACCGCUUUCAAAAAAUGGGUCCAUGAACUUGUUUUUAAAUGCAGUGGGGCUUAGUGUUGGACAAUAUCAAAAUUUAAAAGACAUUAUCGACAAAGUGGUUGAUCAAUGUCGCGGUUUACCACUUAGCAUUGUGACAAUAGCCGGGAGCAUGAAGGGGGUAGAUGAUAUUUGUGAGUGGAGGAAUGCACUAGCAGAAUUAGAGAACCGUGUGAAAAGUGUGAAAGAAUGGGACAUCAAAAUAUUCGAGCAAUUGAAGUUUAGUUACGAUCGAUUGAACGAUCCAAAUAUCAAAAAUUGUUUCUUACAUUGCUCGUUGUAUCCUGAAGACUUUGUGAUCGCAAGGCAUGGAUUAAUUGAAGACUGGAUAGAUGAAGGACUCCUUGGCUUAGGGACUAAAGAAGCAAUGCAUGACAGAGGCCAGAGUAUUUUAAAUAAGCUUGAAGAUUUUUUCUUGUUAGAGAGGGCUACGUCUCCUUCUUAUGGAAUACAUGAAGGAGUUAAGAUGCAUGAUGUUUUGAGGGACAUGGCGCUGUAUAUUGCAGGUCAUCAGUUCAUGGUAAAAGCAGGUAUGCAAUUGAAGGAAUUACCAAGUGAGCAAGAAUGGACAGUGAGUGUUGAGAAGGUUUCUUUGAUGCAAAAUUCAAAAUUAAUAAAAAUUCCUCCUCACAUAUCACCUAAAUGGCCUCAUUUAUCAACUUUGAUAUUGCAAAAUUGUGGCUUAAAAAGUAUUCCAGAAUCCUUUUUUAAGCACAUGGCUGGGUUAAAAGUUCUAGAUCUUUCAGAUAAUCAUUUCUUAGAGUAUCUGCCCAAUUCGAUCUCUAACCUGAACACUCUCAAUGCAUUGAUACUUGUUGGUUGUUGGCAGUUAAAAUAUAUGCCUUCGUUGGUAGAGCUCACAGCACUAAGAAAGUUGAACCUUUUGUGCACAGGAAUUAAAAAGGUUCCUCAUGGCAUAGAGAUGUUAGAAAACUUGAGAGAUCUACGUAUGCAGUCAACGGCUUUAAAAGGGGUACCAGUAGAAAUAUUACCGAGGAUUUGUCAUCUCCAAUGCUUAAUGAUAGGGAAGACGCUUGUAAAGGGAGAAGAAGUAGGACAACUGAGGAAGCUUGAGUGGGUUUCAUGUUCAUUUAGCAGCAUGCAAGAGUUUAAGAAAUACGCAGAGUGUACACAAGGUCAAUGGCCUACGUCUUUCACUUUUCAAGUGGGACCACUUGUGGACUGGGAUACUAAUCUUUUGUUUUCCCCAAAUUUCAAAAAAAUUGAGAAAGAGGUUAUGUUCACAGAUUCGGAGAUAGGGAAGUGUGAUGAUAGGGUGGUCCCACAUGAUCUUCGAAGUUUAACUAUAGCGAAGAUUGAUGAUUUCAAAUGUUUAAACAAUAUGCCUUUGUUUCGUAAGGCGACUGACUUGAAGAAAUGUCAAAUUAGAGAUUGUGGAAGGAUGAAGUGUGUGGUUGACUUGUCAUUAUCGUCUUGCGACAUACUCCACGACAUUGAGGUGUUAUACCUAUGUAGAUUGCGGAACUUGCGUGAAGUUGUGAGAGUAGGAGUAAGAGUAGCGGUUGAAAAUGAAUGUACCUCUCAUGCUCCAACACCACCUGCCAUCUUCUCUUCUCUUAGAACAUUGGAUCUGAGUUGUUGUUCGAAAAUUAAGAAGUUGUUUCCAGUUGAGCUGUUGCAGGGCCUCCAAAACUUAGAGGAAAUUAAGGUUUUCGAAUGUGAAGAAAUGGAGGAAAUAAUAGUAGCAUCAGAAGAAAAUCACAAAGGAGAAGGAACAACAUUUAUUCUUCCCAAAUUAAAAAAAUUACUCUUGAUUGAAUUACCAAAAUUGAAAAGCAUUUGCAGUGCUGGGCUUAUGAUUCCUGCAAAUUCUCUCCAAACUCUUACUAUAGUCAGAUGUCCAGAACUCAAGAGGAUCCCUUUGUCUCUUCCCCUUGUUGAAAAUGGGAAACCAUCUCCUCCUCCUUCCCUGCAAGAAAUCUUUGUAGGCCCGAGAGCACGGUGGGAAUCAGUGGAAUGGGAUCAGCCUGAUGCUAAGGAUGUCGUUUCUCCCUUUGUUCGAUAUUUGAUAUAAUGAGAUGGAGAAGAGGUGUUCGAUUAAAUGUGGCUGUAAGGCUCUUGCUUCUUAUUAAGAAGUGCAAACACACUGCUUGGAGAUUAUGGGAGGACGGAAGGCACCCCUGUUGAACUUGGUGAUCAAUUCUUAGGACAAUCCUGCACAUCCACACUGGUCUCAAAUGGUUGAUGAAUUUGAGAUCAUUUAAUGCAAGUAAGUCAUUGAAGUUAUGUUUGUCCAAUGAAGAGAAUGAUUAAAGGAAUAAGCUUCAUAUUGUUAAGAAAUACAAAUUAUCUGGAACCUCAGUGUUUAUAAUUUGUUUUCUGCUGCACUUUGUGUAUACUUCAUUCAUCAAAAGGCAGUCAACCACAUCAUCGUUUAAAAACUACGCAUGAUCUACCCACCUGGUAUUUCUGUUUUAUAUGUCAACCAUCAUAAGUGUCACAAAUAGAAAUCAUUGAACACAGGUCUGCACAUGAAAUGCAGAAAGCAAGCUUGGAUGCUUUUCUCAUUUGCUCCAAGAGACGACUUUGAUAGAUUUGGCCUUUGUGGUUCAAAAGGGAAUUGUUAUGGUACUCAGCUCCCACUUUCUAAAGGAUUCAAGCCUUAAUUCCCUGAAAGCUGAUGUUUAAGCCUGAAUUCCCUGAAAGAUAGAACUCAUCAGACUGGUCCCUAGGGUGUAAGCACAAUAAGCCAUUCAACUAUCAAAGCAGAGAUUGAAUUAUCAGAUUUAAAAGAUUUGAAUAUGCCAAAUGCUACACAUUUUAGGGUGACUAAAACUAUGAGUCUCAAGGGAUCCAGGGCUAAGUAUCUACAGAACUAUUCCUAUAUGGCAUACACUAGUUCAGAUAACAGAGGAAGAGGUAGUGGUUGGGCCUUUUGGUUUCAUCAUCUGAUUGAUUGCAGACAAUUUCAAUCAAAAGGGCAGGAUCUAUAUGUUGGAGUGUCUGCUUCAGAAUCAGGGAAACAGAACACAUUAAGGGCAAUGAUCAAGGAAAUCAAAAGCAGGAUGAAGACUUGGAGUAAGCUCGCUACCAUAUCUUGUGCUAUUGAUAGUUUUUCUAUGGACAAUAUGGUAGGGGAAAGUGGUUUUAGAACUGUUUAUAAGGGGAUACUAGCAAAUGGACAAGCGAUUGCCGUGAAGAGGCUUUCAAAGAGUUCUGGAGAAGGAUUGAACGGGUUCAAAAAUGAAGAAAAAUUGAUUACCAAACUUCAGCAUUGGAACCUUGUAAGGCUUCUUGGAUGCUGCAUUCAUGGAGAAGAAAGACUG